Procambarus clarkii (red swamp crayfish) is the source of this 4152-nucleotide messenger RNA. The record is from RefSeq and is a predicted model, not a curated record. NCBI's taxonomy places the organism in Eukaryota, Metazoa, Arthropoda, Malacostraca, Decapoda, Cambaridae.
AUGUGGGAGGGAAGACGAGGGAAGGUGAGGGAAGGGAGAGGUGAGUGUAAAGGAGCAAGGAAGGGAAAUCAUGCUGCAGAUUGUAAUGCUGCAGACUGUUAUGCUGCAGACCGUCAUGCUGCAGACUGUUAUGCUGCAGACCGUCAUGCUGCAGACUGUCAUGCUGCAGACUGUCAUGCUGCAGACCAUCAUGCUGCAGACCAUCAUGCUGCAGACCACCAUGCUGCAGACCAUCAUGCUGCAGACCAUCAUGCUGCAGACCACCAUGCUGCAGACCACCAUGCUGCAGACCAUCAUGCUGCAGACCAUCAUGCUGCAGACCACCAUGCUGCAGACCACCAUGCUGCAGACCAUCAUGCUGCAGACCACCAUGCUGCAGACCAUCAUGCUGCAGACCACCAUGCUGCAGACCAUCAUGCUGCAGACCAUCAUGCUGCAGACCAUCAUGCUGCAGACCAUCAUGCUGCAGACCAUCAUGCUGCAGACCGUCGUGCUGCAGACCCACAUGCUGCAGACCAUCAUGCUGCAGACCGUCGUGCUGCAGACCGUCGUGCUGCAGACCGUCAUGCUGCAGACCGUCAUGCUGCAGACCGUCGUGCUGCAGACCAACAUGCUGCAGACCAUCAUGCUGCAGACCAUCAUGCUGCAGACCGUCAUGCUGCAGACCAUCAUGCUGCAGACCAUCAUGCUGCAGACCGUCAUGCUGCAGACCGUCGUGCUGCAGACCAUCAUGCUGCAGACCGUCAUGCUGCAGACCAUCAUGCUGCAGACCAUCAUGCUGCAGACCAUCAUGCUGCAGACCGUCGUGCUGCAGACCAUUGUGCUGCAGACCGUCGUGCUGCAGACCAUCAUGCUGCAGACCGUCGUGCUGCAGACCAUCAUGCUGCAGACCGUCGUGCUGCAGACCAUCAUGCUGCAGACCGUCAUGCUGCAGACCGUCAUGCUGCAGACCGUCGUGCUGCAGACCAUCAGGCUGCAGACCGUCAUGCUGCAGACCGUCAUGCUGCAGACCGUCAUGCUGCAGACCGUCGUGCUGCAGACCAUCAGGCUGCAGACCGUCAUGCUGCAGACCACCAUGCUGCAGACCACCAUGCUGCAGACCAUCAUGCUGCAGACCAUCAUGCUGCAGACCGUCAUGCUGCAGACCAUCAUGCUGCAGACCAUCAUGCUGCAGACCAUCAUGCUGCAGACCAUCAUGCUGCAGACCAUCAUGCUGCAGACCAUCAUGCUGCAGACCAUCAUGCUGCAGACCGUCGUGCUGCAGACCGUCGUGCUGCAGACCGUCGUGCUGCAGACCAUCAUGCUGCAGACCGUCGUGCUGCAGACCAUCAUGCUGCAGAUCAUCAUGCUGCAGACCAUCAUGCUGCAGACCAUCAUGCUGCAGACCGUCAUGCUGCAGACCAUCAUGCUGCAGACCGUCAUGCUGCAGACCAUCAUGCUGCAGACCGUCGUGCUGCAGACCGUCAUGCUGCAGACCGUCAUGCUGCAGACCGUCAUGCUGCAGACCAUCAUGCUGCAGACCAUCAUGCUGCAGACCGUCGUGCUGCAGACCAUCAUGCUGCAGACCAUCAUGCUGCAGACCGUCAUGCUGCAGACCAUCAUGCUGCAGACCGUCAUGCUGCAGACCAUCAUGCUGCAGACCAUCAUGCUGCAGACCGUCGUGCUGCAGACCAUCAUGCUGCAGACCGUCGUGCUGCAGACCAUCAUGCUGCAGACCAUGCUGCAGACCAUCAUGCUGCAGACCGUCAUGCUGCAGACCAUCAUGCUGUAGACCAUCAUGCUGCAGACCAUCAUGCUGCAGACCGUCGUGCUGCAGACCAUCAUGCUGCAGACCGUCGUGCUGCAGACCGUCAUGCUGCAGACCGUCGUGCUGCAGACCAUCAUGCUGCAGACCGUCGUGCUGCAGACCGUCGUGCUGCAGACCAUCAUGCUGCAGACCGUCGUACUGCAGACCAUCAUGCUGCAGACCAUCAUGCUGCAGACCAUCAUGCUGCAGACCGUCAUGCUGCAGACCAUCAUGCUGUAGACCAUCAUGCUGUAGACCGUCGUGCUGCAGACCAUCAUGCUGCAGACCGUCAUGCUGCAGACCGUCGUGCUGCAGACCGUCAUGCUGCAGACCAUCGUGCUGCAGACCAUCAUGCUGCAGACCGUCAUGCUGCAGACCAUCAUGCUGUAGACCAUCAUGCUGUAGACCAUCAUGCUGCAGACCGUCGUGCUGCAGACCGUCGUGCUGCAGACCAUCAUGCUGCAGACCGUCGUGCUACAGACCAUCAUGCUGCAGACCAUGCUGCAGACCAUCAUGCUGCAGACCGUCAUGCUGCAGACCAUCAUGCUGUAGACCAUCAUGCUGUAGACCGUCGUGCUGCAGACCAUCAUACUGCAGACCGUCAUGCUGCAGACCAUUAUGCUGCAGACCGUCAUGCUGCAGACCGUCGUGCUGCAGACCGUCAUGCUGCAGACCGUCGUGCUGCAGACCAUCAUGCUGCAGACCGUCAUGCUGCAGACCAUCAUGCUGUAGACCAUCAUGCUGUAGACCGUCGUGCUGCAGACCAUCAUGCUGCAGACCGUCGUGCUGCAGACCAUCAUGCUGCAGACCGUCGUGCUACAGACCAUCAUGCUGCAGACCAUGCUGCAGACCAUCAUGCUGCAGACCGUCAUGCUGCAGACCGUCGUGCUGCAGACCAUGCUGCAGACCAUCAUGCUGCAGACCGUCAUGCUGCAGACCAUCAUGCUGCAGACCAUCAUGCUGUAGACCGUCGUGCUGCAGACCAUCAUACUGCAGACCGUCAUGCUGCAGACCAUCAUGCUGCAGACCGUCAUGCUGCAGACCGUCAUGCUGCAGACCGUCGUGCUGCAGACCGUCAUGCUGCAGACCAUGCUGCAGACCAUCAUGCUGCAGACCGUCAUGCUGCAGACCGUCAUGCUGCAGACCGUCGUGCUGCAAACCAUCAUACUGCAGACCAUCAUGCUGCAGACCGUCGUGCUGCAGACCGUCAUGCUGCAGACCAUGCUGCAGACCAUCAUGCUGCAGACCGUCAUGCUGCAGACCAUCAUGCUGGAGACCAUCAUGCUGUAGACCGUCGUGCUGCAGACCAUCAUGCUGCAGACCGUCAUGCUGCAGACCGUCGUGCUGCAGACCGUCAUGCUGCAGACCAUGCUGCAGACCAUCAUGCUGCAGACCAUCAUGCUGCAGACCAUCAUGCUGCAGACCAUCAUGCUGCAGACCAUCAUGCUGCAGACCGUCAUGCUGCAGACCAUCAUGCUGCAGACCAUCAUGCUGUAGACCGUCAUGCUGCAGACCAUCAUGCCGCAGACCAUCAUGCUGCAGACCGUCGUGCUGCAGACCAUCAUACUGCAGACCAUCAUGCUGCAGACCGUCGUGCUGCAGACCAUCAUGCUGCAGACCAUCAUGCUGCAGACCGUCGUGCUGCAGACCAUCAUACUGCAGACCAUCAUGCUGCAGACCGUCGUGCUGCAGACCAUCAUGCUGCAGACCGUCAUGCUGCAGACCAUCAUGCUGCAGACCGUCGUGCUGCAGACCAUCAUGCUGCAGACCGUCGUGCUGCAGACCAUCAUGCUGCAGACCGUCGUGCUGCAGACCGUCAUGCUUCAGACCGUCAUGCUGCAGACCGUCGUGCUGCAGACCAUCAUACUGCAGACCAUCAUGCUGCAGACCAUCGUGCUGCAGACCAUCAUGCUGCAGACCGUCAUGCUGCAGACCGUCAUGCUGCAGACCGUCAUGCUGCAGACCAUCAUGCUGCAGACCGUCGUGCUGCAGACCAUCAUGCUGCAGACCGUCAUGCUGCAGACCAUCAUGCUGCAGACCGUCAUGCUGCAGACCGUCAUGCUGCAGACCAUCAUGCUGCAGACCGUCGUGCUGCAGACCAUCAUGCUGCAGACCGUCAUGCUGCAGACCGUCAUGCUGCAGACCAUCAUGCUGCAGACCGUCAUGCUGCAGACCGUCAUGCUGCAGACCAUCAUGCUGCAGACCGUCAUGCUGCAGACCAUCAUGCUGCAGACCAUCAUGCUGCAGACCAUCAUGCUGCAGAUCGUCAUGCUGCAGACCAUCAUGCUGCAGACCAUCAUGCUGCAGACCAUCAUGCUGCAGAUCGUCAUGCUGCAGACCAUCAUGCUGCAGACCAGAGCCAGUAA